Messenger RNA from Chenopodium quinoa (quinoa), 1302 nucleotides. RefSeq lists its product as uncharacterized. Bases 1 to 1302 code for a protein of 433 amino acids. The transcript has 3 exons. The record is from RefSeq and is a predicted model, not a curated record. NCBI's taxonomy places the organism in Eukaryota, Viridiplantae, Streptophyta, Magnoliopsida, Caryophyllales, Amaranthaceae.
AUGGUGAAUGCAGCAAGUGGAGGAGGGCUAGUGAAUAAGACUCCAGGAGAUGCAACUAGGCUGAUUGCAGAGCUAGCAGAAAAUUCUAGGCAAUUCAGUCAGAGAACUCCCACGCGCCGGGUGAAUGCAGCAAAUUCAAAUACAACUGAGUUAGAGAGUCAAAAUAUGAUGCAGUUUCAACAAGAAACCAAAUCAAGUAUUCAAAACCUGGAGAAUCAAGUCAGUCAAAUCUCAAGUGCAGUAAGCCGACUUGAAGCUAAGGACUCUGGAAAGAUUCCAUCCCAAUCGGAGCUGAACCCUAAGCAACAAGUUAAUGCAAUAACAUUGAGAAGUGGCAAAAAGUUGCAAGAAACUGUAGUUGCACCUAAGAAGGCUAAAGACUUGAUUGGAGUUGAGGACGAGGAAGUAGAACAAGAAACUAAGGCGAAUCCGCCAACCUUUACCUCUUAUGAGCCUGUGCCACCUUUCCCAGAAGCCUUGCAAGAUACUCGAAGGUAUGAGAAAGACAAGGAUAUUUAUGAGACUUUCAGCAAAUGUGAGAAACUCCCAGAAAAAUGUGGUGAUCCUGGUAUGUUUACUAUUCCUGUUACAAUAGGAGACACCACAUUACACCGAGCCAUGUUGGACCUAGGUGCAUCAAUCAAUGUCAUUCCCUACUCCCUGUUUAAAUCUUUAGAACUUGGGCCUUUGCAUGAAACUGGGGUAGUAAUUCAGUUAGCUGAUAGGUCCAAUGUAUAUCCUAAGGGGGUAGUAGAAGAUGUACUUGUUAAGGUUGAUGGAUUGAUCUUUCCUGCUGACUUUUACGUCCUUGACAUGGAACAUGACAAACAAGCAGCCCCCAUCCUGUUAGGAAGACCUUUCUUAAAGACUGCUAAGACAAAAAUCGAUGCGUCUACCGGUUCUUUGACUAUGGAGGUUGAUGGGAAAGCAAUUGUGUAUAACAUUUACGAUACCAUAAAGUAUCCUGUUGAUACUCAUUCUUUAUAUUCUAUAAAUGUUGUCGAUCCAAUAUUGCAUGAUGUUUCUAACAUUGAUCAUGGGGAUGAGCUCCUCACACCUAUUACUAAUGUUGUGUCUGGUGAUUGCUUGGAUUCUUCUAUACCUACUAAUGUGCAGGUGAAGGUGGCGGAAUUGAAUGAACAGUCCAAGCUUCCACCUAUACCACUAGGGGCAACACCCACCCCGUCAUCAUUUCCGGGCAAGAAAUUGUCCCAUUUAUACCACAAAGCAAAGAAUAGGUUGUGGCAUGACAAGAUGAUUGCUAGGAAGAAGGUUAAAGUCGGUGAAAAAGUCCUCCUAUAA